Molecule: messenger RNA, 975 nt
Organism: Mycena indigotica
Lineage: Eukaryota; Fungi; Basidiomycota; Agaricomycetes; Agaricales; Mycenaceae
Product: F-box domain-containing protein
Exons: 2
Coding region: 1-975 (324 amino acids)
Source: RefSeq, a predicted model, not a curated record
AUGUCCUCCGCUCAUUCCCUCAAGACGCUCCUUUCUUUCUAUCUGCGCAAACUAUGCCGCUUUUUUCUCGAUCUUUUCAUGUCAAGUGGCAAGAGCUUUGACGACAGUGUCCGUCCGACAGAGAAAAGACACGUUUUGGUCGUCAUUUCUGAACCCGUCUUGCAUCCAACAUUCUGUUUGACUGUAAUUCCUCCCCCACCGCCAGUCGAUGAACGAGAAUCGCAGUCUACCAUGCCCUCAACACCCUCGCUCACAUUCACCAAGCCUCGCAAUGCCCCCCGACCCCCGCACAAGAGCCCAGCCCGCGCUCGCCAGCGUCAGCAUUUCGGGAACCCUGUCAUCGAGCAUGUCGUCCAUCCUCGUUCGCUCAUGCCUCUCGAACCAAUCAUCAACCUUCCCGCUGUUAUGGUCCACAAGCUGCUUCAAGAGAUCGAGCUCAGUCGUGAGAGGUUGCAUGACUCAAAGAAACACUUUGUGGUGGAUAGACAGCUUCCUUCAACCCAUGCUCCCAAGAAUGAAAAGUUGUCUUGCGCUCUUGCAGCCUUCUCGUUUAGCAAGCGGAAGGUCAAUAAGCGGCACUCUUUGUCUUGCUCCCGUGACACUUUUUUCGCCAUCAUUCCGGCCAGCCAUUCGUCGCCUGCUCUACUUCGACCGUGCAACGUGGGGUCGAGAAUCAGAAACGACGCAGAAGGACUUCUCACCGCAGUCAUGCAAGAAGCAGAAAACACGGCUACUGCUAUCGACGCGGAGGCGGCCGAAGCUGAAGACUACCCAAGUUCACGCCUGACGAUAACAUUGGUCUCAUCCAUCUCUGCAUCGCGUUCAAUGGCGGAGCUUUCCAGCGCUAGCUCACGGUCAAUUUCAGAUCUCCUCAAUGCUUUUGAUCAGGUCAUGGUUUCCCCUUCGUGGUGUCGGAUUAUGGUCAGAUCAGAAGAUAUCAAGCGACGGAGAAUGGAUGUCGAGGCCUUGGUGUGA